CCAUGGCUUGCGGCGCCACUUUGAAAAGGACUCUGGAUUUCGACCCGCUGCUGAGCCCGGCGUCCCCGAAGCGAAGGCGAUGUGCGCCAUUGUCAGCCCCGGCCUCAGCCGCCUCCUCCUCCUUCGCCGCCGCUGCCUCCUCCCCGCAGAAAUACCUGCGCAUGGAGCCCUCGCCCUUCGGAGAGGUGUCGUCCCGGCUCACCACAGAACAAAUUCUGUACAACAUAAAACAGGAGUACAAACGCAUGCAGAAGAGAAGACAUUUAGAAAAUAGCUUCCAGCAGACAGAUCCUUGUUGUUCUACUGAUGCACAGCCACAUGCAUUUCUCCUUACUGGACCAGCUUUGCCAGGUACUUCAUCUGCAGCAUCAUCACCAUUGAAAAAAGAACAGCCCCUGUUUACUCUCAGACAGGUUGGAAUGAUCUGUGAACGUUUGCUGAAAGAACGUGAAGAGAAAAUCCGUGAAGAGUAUGAAGAAAUUUUGACCACAAAACUUGCAGAACAAUAUGACGCAUUUGUGAAGUUCACGCAUGAUCAGAUCAUGCGACGAUAUGGAGAACAGCCUGCCAGUUAUGUUUCAUGAAUCACACUUUCUGCAUAUGUGGGCUGCCCUAUACACCCUGUUUUAUUGUUGCAAGCUAUCCCAGUAAAGACUUGCAGCAAUGCCAUAUUUUUUCCCCCCUGUGAACACAGGUUAUUUCAAGCUUUUGUCAGUGGCAACCACUCUUAUGCAGCAACUGGUUUUGGAGUGCUCCCUGAUGUCAGUACCACCUGGAUGUGGACCUUUGCUACCUGUAAUAAUACCAGUGGCCUCAUUUGCUGUAUCAUUACGAUUUGGCUUCUUAUGUUAAUGAGUUUGAAAAAGUAAAGGAUUAAAGCUGGUGUUCUAGAAGUUGCCCUUCACUGGUUGUGUAAAUAAAAAUGUAGAAUGACACUUCUGACUGAAGUUAGUGUGGUUUUCAUAACUGCACUACAACUGAGCUGUAAUCACAGUUAAGUUAGAAUGUACUCCCAGGACAAUUUUAAGCAAAUAGCCCACAGUACUGCCUGUGAAAUAGUGAAGGAGGGCAUUUCUGUAUUCCAUGAAUUUUUUGGGGGUUAAGAAUGGGUUUAUAUGAUUUCUCAUUUUUGUAGUUUUUAUUUAUUCUAUCAGUCUUUAACAAAUGUUUAUUGCUGCAAUUUUUCAGUGUAUCAUUGUUUUACUGCCCUUGUAGUACUGGAAUUUAGUUGGAAGAAUAAAACAUUUACUUCUAA
This is a messenger RNA of Prinia subflava (tawny-flanked prinia), 1255 nucleotides long. It is a transcript of the gene AKIRIN2, whose product is annotated as akirin 2. The record is from RefSeq and is a predicted model, not a curated record. Bases 3 to 584 code for a protein of 193 amino acids. Gene Ontology annotation, molecular function: transcription coregulator activity. Gene Ontology annotation, biological process: positive regulation of innate immune response; positive regulation of transcription by RNA polymerase II. NCBI's taxonomy places the organism in Eukaryota, Metazoa, Chordata, Aves, Passeriformes, Cisticolidae. The transcript is spliced from 5 exons. Gene Ontology annotation, cellular component: chromatin; nucleus.